CGUGUCAUUUUCUGGACCGGACGCUUCUUCAGGAACAACAACGCGGAUACUCUUUCAACCACCUCGGUAGCUUGCUAGCCAACAUAAAACUGAAAGGUUGACGCUUUAGACCAUGUUUGUGUACAUUAGCUAAUCUCAGUGUUGUAAACAAAUUUCGGUUGACGUAUCAACUGCUUAACUUUAACCUAAUUUGCUUGUUCAAUUUGCAAACUUGUUAAAGAUUGAUUCUGAGCCUAGCACUAGGCUAGUCGCUAAUGCUACCUAGCUAGCUAGCUAACAUCCCUGACCAUGAGCUCACCAAACUACUCCUCCCUUGCUAAUGAAGAGGGGGUCUGCUGUAUGGAGAAAGAAUCUUUCAGAAUGAAAAAGGAGGAAGAGGAGGCUGUUAUAGUGAUAGAAGAGAAAGAACCUUUUAGAGAGGAAGAGGAUGCUAUCUCAAUAAAGGUGAAGGAGGAAGACGUUUUGGGAGUGAAAGAGGAGGAGACAGAAUAUCCGAUUAACACCAGAGAGAGACAUGACUAUCGUGGAUCCUCUGGGGAGCCUCAACAACAUCCUGAUGCUGACGAGGCAGAGAAGAGUCUCUCCAGAUCAGAACACCAGAUGGACAACGCUAGCCCUUCCUCCCUCCCGGAGUCCCCGUGUCGUGCCUCUCCCGGUAGCACCUUAAUGCUGGGUAUGAAGAGGUUGUCUGUGCUGCUGGUGGACUGCAGGAAAACAAUGGGGCUGAGUGGAACUGUGAGAGGAGGAGAAGAGAAGAAAGGAUCAGAUUUGACUCAUCAAAGAGAAAGACCAGACUCAGAGGAACCAGAGCCAGGGACGUCCGAACCAGCAAGACGACACCAGUGCUCCUACUUUAGAAAGGGUUGUAACCGGUUAUGGAACCUGAAACAGCACGAGAAAAUACACACAAGGGAGAAGCCUUACCACUGCUCCCAGUGUGGAAAGUGUUCCAGCAGUUUAGGGGAGCUGAAACGACAUGAGAUAAUACACACAGGGGAGAAGCCUUACCACUGCUCCCAGUGUGGAAAGAGUUUCAAACGGCCUUGUCAUCUAAAACAACACGAGAGAAUGCACACAGGGGAGAAGCCUUACCACUGCUCCCAGUGUGGAAAGUGUUUCAGCAGUUUAGGGGAGCUGAAACGACAUGAGAUAAUACACACAGGGGAGAAGCCUUACCACUGCUCCCAGUGUGGAAAGUGUUUCAAUCGGUCAGGGGACAUGAAACAACAUGAGAGAAUACACACAGGGGAGAAGCCUUACCACUGCUCCCAGUGUAUACACACAGGGGAGAAGCCUUACCACUGCUCCCAGUGUGGAACGUGUUUCAGCCAGAAAGGAGGCCUGACCCAACACGAGAGAAUACACACAGGGGAGAAGCCUUACCACUGCUCCCAGUGUGGAGAGUGUUUCAAAUGGUCAGGGGAGCUGAAACGGCACGAGAGAAUACACACAGGGGAGAAGCCUUACCACUGCUCCCAGUGUGGAGAGUGUUUCAAACGGUCAGGGGAGCUGAAACGGCACGAGAGAAUACACACAGGGGAGAAGCCUUAUCACUGCUCCCAGUGUGGAAAGUGUUUCAACCAGAAAGGAAGCCUGACCCAACACGAGAGAAUACACACAGGGGAGAAGCCUUACCACUGCUCCCAGUGUGGAAAGUGUUUUAGCCAGAAACGAGGCCUGACCCAACACGAGAGAAUACACACAGGGGAGAAGCUUUACCACUGCUCCCAGUGUGGAGAGUGUUUCAAACAGCCAGAAUGUCUGAAACGGCACGAGAGAAUACACACAGGGGAGAAGCCUUACCACUGCUCCCAGUGUGGAAAGUGUUUCAACCAGAAAGGAAGCCUGACCCAACACGAGAGAAUACACACAGGGGAGAAGCCUUACCACUGCUCCCUGUGUGGAAAGUGUUUCAGCCAGAAAGGAGGCCUGACCCAACACGAGAGAAUACACACAGGGGAGGAGCCUUACCCCUGCUCCCAGUGUGGAAAGUGUUUUAAACAGCCAGAAUAUCUGAAACGGCACGAGAGAAUACACACAGGGGAGAAGCCUUACCACUGCUCCCAGUGUGGAAAUAGUUUUAAGGUGUUAGGAACCCUUAAAGCUCAUGAGAGAAUACACACAGGGCAGAAGCCUUACCACUCCUCCCAGGGUGCAAAGUUUUUGCCCAUUUAGGAAGCCUGAAAGAACAAAUGAGACUACACAUAGAGGAGAAGGCUUAGAAAUUGCUCAGACUGGGAAAACAUUACUCAUCACAGUCACUUGAACGUCAUGAGAGAAUCCACACAGAAGAGAAGAAUUACUUGUAUAUUGAUAUUUCACAUCUCAUUGACUUAAAAUUCAUCAGAGAACAUACACAGUGCUCCCAUUGUCUUAUAUUGUUGACUGAUAAUGUGUUUACUUGUUUUUACCGUAUGAAAUUAAAUGGUACAAGGUAUACUCAAACAUAUAUUUGUUUGUUUUUAUUAGAAAACAUGAAUUUAAUAUGGAGUAUGUCAGUUUGAAUAUAAAGUAGAUCAGAUUCCAUGUGUUUAAAUGGUCCUUUUUAAAACUCUUUGUGUGUGUUUAUCUGGGUGUGUCAUUCCUACAGCACUACAGAUAAUACAGUGAUAUUUGGAUGUGAUGCAUUUGUUCCAUUGUUUACAUUUGCAUUGUUGGCCCACUGAUGAUUUAAUGAAAUUCAAAUAUUCAGACUGUAACGGAAAAUGUUAAUUGUAUGUGUGUUCACAUAACUGAUUAUGUGACUAACCUUGUGAAACUGUCCUAUUAUAAUCUCCUGUUCUUGGGACCAUCAUUAUGUGUUGCAAACCAGCUGAACCUGCGUCCUUGUAUGAUUAAAGUCCCUCCCAGGAACAGGAAACUAUAAAGAUAUGUGCUCAUCACCCAAUGCUUCAGGAAUUCAGACUGUCUACACUGCGCUGUGUAACUGUUAUUCUCUCUGAGCUCAGAAAUAAAGAAUCUUGGUUUGA
Messenger RNA from Salvelinus fontinalis (brook trout), 2969 nucleotides. RefSeq names its product zinc finger protein 260-like. Gene Ontology annotation, biological process: regulation of transcription by RNA polymerase II. NCBI's taxonomy places the organism in Eukaryota, Metazoa, Chordata, Actinopteri, Salmoniformes, Salmonidae. Gene Ontology annotation, molecular function: RNA polymerase II cis-regulatory region sequence-specific DNA binding; DNA-binding transcription factor activity. The transcript is spliced from 4 exons. The record is from RefSeq and is a predicted model, not a curated record. Bases 289 to 2175 code for a protein of 628 amino acids.